This is a messenger RNA of Coregonus sp. 'balchen', 2871 nucleotides long. Lineage: Eukaryota; Metazoa; Chordata; Actinopteri; Salmoniformes; Salmonidae. The record is from the annotation of a GenBank genome assembly.
CGCGAUUUGUUUUGGCGUCAUAUGUUGUAUCUCUUGAAAGCAAGAGUGAUCUUCCAUCGAGCUAGCUAAUACAUUUACUUUAUUUUCACACAAUCAAUUAUGUCGCACAGUCACGGAGAAGACGAUUGCUGCUCAGAAGACCACGGGAGUGUUGGCCAAUCGAGAUUGGAGAGUUAUGUAUUCAGUAAGGAUCGCCUUUUCCAAAGCAAAGUGUUGUAUAAAGUCCGUGGUAGCAGCACACGUGGGGAUGCCAUCAUGCUGUAUUUUGGAUCGUGUUUGAUUGCACUUUUUAAAAUGUAUUUUUUUUUUUACAAUGAGAGUAACCGAUUUAGAGAGAAAUGUAUUAUAAGAAAGACUGCUAAAAUAUAUUUACAUUUUAUCAUAAUUAUUAUACACCACAGCUGUACGCGCUAAUGUUACAUCCGCCUCUGAACCACACUUGUAAUGUUAGCUAAAAUUGUAACAUUGUAUCUUCGUAGGUUGUGAAUUAUCCUCCAAAGUACCGUUCUACACUUUCCAAGGGGACGAAGAGGAGGAUUUGGAACACUUUCUCGAGCUACGGACGGUAGGUCUUACUUUAAGCUAGCUAACUAUAUCACUUCACUCUCUUUUGUACAGUUAGACUAACUUUUUUCUGAGACAUGAUAACGUUACUCAUGACAUUGGAACCAAUUGUUCUCAGAUGUGCCAGGGUCUAGAGUUCUGUUGCUGUAGCAUAGCGUACACGCCUCUGAUACAGAAAAGUUAGCGAAUCAAUGUUGUAAUGCCUCUUCAAAUCCACUGUAUGAUUCUAUUUAGAGGGAGCGAAGUCCCUGCUGUACAAAUACUGGAUAAAUCUGUUGUCUUCUAUCUCUAGGUUUGCCUAGGAGAGGGAGCGAAGGAGGAGAGUAAUGUGGUGGAGGUGACCGCUAUGAACCACCAGGGGAAAACUAUCUCUGUACCCGUCGCCAACCUCCAUAUCAACUGCCUGCCCAUGGUGAGUGGCACACAUACACCACCACCUAGUUCAGACUGGGAGGGGAAGGAAUUCAAAAGAAGACGCUUCUACAAUCUCCUACACGCUGCUUAUUUGUAAAGUUUCUGACUUUCCACAUGUGGGAAAUGAAACAAUCUCAUAAUGCACUGGCCACCUGUAACACUUGGAGGUUUCAGAUGUUUGUCUAGUUCUUAGGCAUUUGUGUGGAUCUGAAAGGGCUAGGGAUCGAUUUUGGAUUAAAUGUCUGUCUUGCGGUGUGUGUGGUUGGCAAUCUCAAUUGUUCUCUUCCUCAGGUGAGUCUUGGGGAGUUUGAGUUGAAGGCCCCCGUCACCAUCAGACUGAAGUCGGGUACCGGACCAGUGACCGUUAGCGGUCUACACCUCAUUGGUAAGAUGAUUGAUUGAUUGAAUAAUUGGCCUGUAAGGACAUGAUCUUGACCACAUAUACAUUAAAGGAAAGAUUCACCCGUCAUAUGAUGCAAAACUCGUCAUACCGGCUGUAUUUCUACCUGCUUGAACAGCAAUAGCUCAGAUACACAUGAAAACAUGAAAUGACCCUGGGAAUUGAUAAAACAUCGCUUAGAGAUGCACAAAAACUAUAUAACAUUCAAAAUGGGUGAAUCUUUCCUUCAAAGGGACAGUCUGUAAGUUCUCUGACCUGUUGGCAGUGAGAGAGUAAACGGUCCUAACCGAGGACCCCUUUUUUCCUAGUGAUUGAUAACUUGUCCUCUUCUCUACCAGCCUCUGACAAUGCUGACACUGACAUGUCUAGCGAAGAAGAAGACUUUGACGAGGAGAUAAUCCCCAUCAAACCAGCCAAAAAGAAACAGAAGUUGUAAAAGGAAUGGAUCUCGUGUCCUGGAUAUAAGAUUAAUAAAUGGGUUUUUAGGGAAUAAAGGCAAGAUCUUCUUGUACCUAUAGGAAAUUCAAAUAUUCUCUAUCCCACUGCAAAGUUGUUUAGGAAUGUGGGAAGAAAAAUACUGGGGGGAAAUUAUGGAUGAAAGGUGCGCGAAUGUGGACCUCAUGUUUGAUCUUUGACUGUAGCCAUGUUUGGGUUGUGGUUACUGAACCAUGUCCAAGGGGUUAGUCUACUCUCUGGCCUGUUGGAAAGAGCUCUUGGUCUGCAGUGUUUUCAGCUGCAGAAAUGUUUUGUUUCAUUGCAAUUGAUUCUUUAAAAUGUAUUAAAUACAAUUAAGAUCCUAAGAUGUUUUUUUUAGUAUUAUUAUAACAAGUGUUUGGUUGAGUGGAGAUGGAUAACUAAGCUUUUAGGAAAUAUCAGGCCGGGAUUCAAUCCGAUUGGCCCUUUUCGGCAAUGCGGAAACCACAUUGACGGUGAACGGUGCAUAUGUCGGUUCAAUCGGAAAUGACCUUUUAAAUGUCAAUGAUCUAAAGCUGAUCGGAAUGAAUCCCUGCUAUAGUUUCCUAAAUACUUUUUCAUGGUUACAGCACCAGCAAUUGACUGAAUUUUUUUACUCCUGGCUUUCAGGAAAGUUACCUUUUUGUGGGUGAAAGUGGAAUAUACAUUCAUGUUUGCAUGCUAUCGUUUAUUUGGAAAACAUAUUAAACCUAAUUGUAAAUGGGGUUUCCAGGUUGGUGGGGAAGGGGGUUGGAGAGGUGGGUGUUAAUGUAUUGGUGUUUUCCUUGCUCUUCUGGCUGGGUUGGAUUUGAACAAAUCUGGAUAAAUAAGUUAAGUCAGGUAACUUUGAGAAACACUCACUCUAACAUUGAACAUAGGUUAUUAAAAUUAGCCACACACAAAAAUUACGAUCCGUUUCGUACUAUUUAGGGAAAUGAAAGCUGGCAAAUUUAUUGAUCCUUUGUAAUAUUACCUUUAAUUUUUUUGUGUGUAAAUUUUCAGAUUGUAUAAAUAAAAACAGUUUUGGUUAUUAUUAAGAA